AUGUAUCCUGGACCGCGCUUCGUGGCUUGUGACUGGGGCGCAGGCAGCGAGCGGGGCCAGGCGGAGCGGCGACGGCGCUGGGAGCGGAGAGGCUCCCGGUGGCUACCUGCCGCGGAACCCUCUAGACACGCAGGCAGUGGCGAACGGAGAGCUUCAUCUGAGUAUGUGAAGGACUUCUUCUUCCACUUUGUCUACCUGGUUAUCCAAGCUCUCCCUAUGGGAGGUGAAGGUGGCAGAGGGAGAAGGCAGCCACGCAAGGCAGGGUCAUUCACCAUGGAGGAGACCAUCACAGCAGACCCCUCUCUGAGCAGCUUGACUUCUGGAUAUAUGGACUAUGGGGAAGGUACUGAAUACAACUGCUCGAGGGUACCCAGGGCUCUGAUGGUGUUUGCUGCUGUGUGCAUGGGGAUUUCUGGCUGUGGCCUUGUGGGGAACGGUUUAGUUGUGUGGUUCCUGGGCUUCUAUAUGAAACAGAACCCUUUCACCACCUACAUCCUACAUCUAGCUGUUGCUGACUUCUCCCUGACUCUCCUGUUUUUUCUGCUCAUGUUGGCCACUUUGAGUUUCACCUUGCUUUGUUUGUAUAUUUUUUUCCCUUUCUACAAAGAUUUUGUAUUUGCAGUUAAAUUUCUGUGCCACUUCCUUGACCUCACCAGCCUGGGUCUCCUGACAGCCAUCAGUGUGGAGAGAUGUCUCUCUGUUUUGUUCCCAACCUGGUACCAGCGCCACCGCCCAAAGAACUGCUCAGGCAUUGUGUGUGGGGUGCUCUGGGCUCUCGCUGGACUUUUUGUUUCCUCCAUGUGGCUUAGCUCUACCUUUGCUGGAAGCUAUGAGAUGACAUUUGAUGGUGUAGACCUCACAAUUUCCAUCAUUUUAUCAUCAGUGAUGCUGGUUUCUGACCUGGCCCUGUCCAUCAAACUCCGAUGUGGCACACAGAGACGACACGCAGGGAAACUUUCUGUCACUGUCCUGCUCGAUGUGAUCUUCUUCUUGUUUGCCCUUUCUAUUCCUUUCAGUGUAGAGGUUUUUCAGAGUGUUCCCAUUUCACAUGAAUUAUUUCCAGAAAUUACAACUUCUCUGGUGGCUGUGCUGAGCUCCAGCACCUAUCCAGCCCUUUACUUUCUGCUGGGGAGCUGCCGGCAGCGUCGGAUCCAAUGCUCCGUCAGAGCUGCCUUCCAAAGGCUGUUUGAAGAGGAAGCCAUGAGUGAGGAGAGGAGCCAGGUGCCUGGGGAUGCUGUGGUGGAGACCAGUGUCUGA
Indicator indicator is the source of this 1257-nucleotide messenger RNA. RefSeq names its product proto-oncogene Mas-like. Gene Ontology annotation, biological process: G protein-coupled receptor signaling pathway. The coding region runs from base 1 to 1257 and encodes 418 amino acids. The transcript is spliced from 4 exons. Gene Ontology annotation, cellular component: membrane. Lineage: Eukaryota; Metazoa; Chordata; Aves; Piciformes; Indicatoridae. The record is from RefSeq and is a predicted model, not a curated record. Gene Ontology annotation, molecular function: G protein-coupled receptor activity.